Messenger RNA from Silurus meridionalis, 4814 nucleotides. RefSeq names its product fms related receptor tyrosine kinase 4 (gene flt4). The record is from RefSeq and is a predicted model, not a curated record. The transcript is spliced from 30 exons. Gene Ontology annotation, cellular component: signaling receptor complex. Lineage: Eukaryota; Metazoa; Chordata; Actinopteri; Siluriformes; Siluridae. Gene Ontology annotation, biological process: multicellular organism development; positive regulation of kinase activity; protein phosphorylation. Gene Ontology annotation, molecular function: transmembrane receptor protein tyrosine kinase activity; ATP binding. The coding region runs from base 413 to 4558 and encodes 1381 amino acids.
UACACACUCUCAGUGCGUGCUUGCGCGCGAAUAAGUGUGUGUGUGUGUGUGUGUGUGGGUGUGGGUGUGUGCGUCCUGAAGGUCCGACCCUCAGCCCGCGGCCCCCAGAGCACUUCAUCAAGCAACAGGCUGGACGAGAGGAGGAAAAGGAAACGAGUGUAAAUCCUUUCAGGUCCACAUGAAUCUCAUUUGUACACUUGGAGAAAAGGCCGCAUGUUGUCUCUCUGUCUUCCACACAUCCUUUCCCUGGUAAGGAUAGAGAGAGAGAGAGAGAGAGAGAGAGAGAGAGGCGGUUUACCUGAACGCUCUUUUCCUUCGGAUUUACCUUCCGGUGAAUUAAAUGAGUUCAGAAUAACGCAUGCAAUUUUGUUGCAACUUUUAAAAAACCCACCUGAAUUGUGGAAACCUGGAAAUGAAGAGAGACUGGAUGCUUUUCGGCAGAAUUUGGAUCGGGAUCGCCUCUAUCUCAGGUCUGGUAGCUGGGUUUUCUAUGACCCCUCCUACUCUCAGCAGCAAAGACCAGCUCGUGAUUGACGCCAGUGACACACUGACUAUUACAUGCAGGGGGCAGCACAUUCUGGACUGGACUUGGCCAGAGCAGUCUCUUAUAAAGGAGGAGUUCAGUGAGCAACAUCAGCAGCAGUUGCUCAUCCAGGAUAAGAGAGCAUUGUGGGUAAAGGAGUGCCAGGGGGAGCCUGGGAAACCAUACUGCAAGAUUCUGGUGCUGACCAAAAGCCAGAGCAAUGACACAGGCUACUACAAAUGCUUCUACCAGGACAUUAAAGCUGUUAUUGAUGGGAUCACAUCUGUCAGUUUAUAUGUCUUUGUUCGAGACCCAGAUCAACCAUUUGUCAAGACAAGUGACAGUAUGGAAACCAUCUAUAUAACAACAUCUGACACACAUAUAGAAAUUCCAUGCCUGGUCUCAGAUCCUGAACUGAAUGUCUCACUCUACUCGUUAGAUCAAACCACUGUUCCUUUUGAAAGCAAAGAGAUCACGUGGGACAGCAAGAAAGGCUGGUCUGUUCCCAGGGAUGUCAUCUAUCGUAUGGCCAUGAUUUUUGGCUUUUUCUGUUCCCUGACAUUACAUGACAAAGAGUACAAGUCCAAUGUCUACAUUUUGAUGGAAACAGGAAGUGAGUUUUAUGAUCUCAAGCUGUUUCCUGAAGACUCACCCAUCGAGCUAAUGCAAGGCAAUGUCCUCAUCCUCAACUGCACAGCAAUGGUAGAGCACAACACAGGCGUGGAAUUCAAUUGGGCCUACCCAAGACAAAAGGAAAACAGUGUGGCGACCUUUCAGUCCAUUCGCAACAGCAUAACAAAAGGCACACAGGCAACCAGCAUUCUCACUCUCCAAAAUUCCAACAUUAAGGACUCUGGUUAUUACACCUGCUCAGCCAAUGGCGUAAAGAAGCGGCUAGAAAAAAACACACUGGUCAUUGUGCAUGAAAAGCCAUUCAUUACUUUGGACUACUUGAACAGCGAUGUGGUGGAAGCUACAGUCGAACAAAAGUCUGUCAAGCUAUUAGUUAAAGUGUCUGCAUUUCCUAUGCCAGCCACCCACUGGUAUAAAAAUAUGACAAGGAUAACAAAGCGGCCAGAGUUCAGCCGGUUUAAGAUUCACAAUCAUAACCUGGAGAUCAGGAACGUGCGCAGAGAGGAUGCAGGGAACUACACUUUGGUUCUGAAUAACAGUGAUGCUGGCAUAGUGAAGAAACUCCACUUUAUUCUGAUCGUCAAUGUGCCACCUCAGAUUCAUGAGAAGGAGACAGCAGCACCUUCUAACCCCUACAGGAGAGGAAGUCGACAGAUUCUGACUUGUACAGCUACUGGUUAUCCUUAUCCAACAUCCAUCACCUGGCAGUGGAGACCGUGGAGCCCUUGUGGCCUUAAUUCCAUUAAAAAAACUCUAGCUCAUAGAAGCCAACGAGACAAUGUCCCUCUCUGUCAGGACUGGCUUGAUUUGGACUUUGAACACACUCUGAACACAAUUGACAGCAUGGACACAUGGAAUGAGACAGUGGAUGGCAAGCAAAAGACAGUUGGCCGUGUGGUCAUACCCAACGCAAACGUUUCGACCAUGUACAAAUGUUCUGCUGAGAACAAAGUGGGAAAAGAUGAGAUGAUUAUCUACUUUUAUGUGACCACCAUUCCAGAAGGCUUUGGGAUUGAUAUGGAGCCCUUGGAAGAGCUAUUGGAGCUGAAGCCUGUUAAUUUGAAAUGCAGCGCUGACAACUACACAUACGAGAACCUGCGCUGGUAUCGUCUAGACCCACAAGCCGUGCCUCCAGAGGACUGUAAGAGCCUGCACCAGUAUGCUGAGCCUCUGGUUGGGAACCUCUCUUUCGACUCCUACACUAACAACUGGGUGCUGGAGCUGAGCAUUCCCAAAGUGCAUUUGCAGGAUGAAGGCAAUUACGUUUGUGAGGUGCAGAACCGGCAGAGUGGUGAUAAGCACUGCCACCGAAAAUACAUUUCUGUGAAGGCUCUGGAGGCCCCGAGGUAUCGGCGCAACCCCAUCAAUCAGAUAGUGAAUGUGAGCGCAUCUCUACAUAUUGAGUGUGAUGUUGAAGGCACUCCCUCUCCCCAGCUGUCUUGGUUUAAAGACAACCAACCUCUCCAUCAAAUAUCAGCUUUGUGGAUUUGCACAGGGAUCAUUCUGCAGGACUCUAACCAGUCACUCAGCAUCCAGCGUGUGCGUGAGGAGGAUGCAGGUCUGUACACUUGCACUGCCUGCAACCAAAGAGGCUGCAUUCAAUCCUCAGCAACAGUGUCUGUAAUCGGAUCUAACAACAACACAAAUGUGGAAAUCGUGAUCCUUAUCGGCACUGGAGUAAUUGCCAUCUUCUUUUGGGUUCUUCUCAUCCUAAUCUUCUGCAAAGUCAAACGGGUGAACCCAGCUGAUAUCAAGACAAGCUAUCUAUCUAUUAUUAUGGAUCCAGGUGAGGUGCCUCUGGAGGAACAAUGUGAAUAUCUGCCAUACGAUUCCAGCCAAUGGGAAAUUUCAAGGGACCGUUUGCGGCUUGGGAAGGUGCUAGGUCAUGGUGCAUUUGGGAAGGUGAUUGAGGCCUCCAUCUAUAGCAGUGAUAAGAAGAGCAGUUUUGGCACUGUGGCUGUUAAGAUGCUCAAAGAGGGAGCGACAGCCAGUGAGCAUAAAGCCCUCAUGUCUGAGCUAAAAAUCCUCAUCCACAUAGGAAAUCAUCUGAAUGUGGUUAACCUGUUGGGAGCUUGCACCAAACCGAAUGGUCCCCUCAUGGUUGUGGUGGAGUACUGCAAAUAUGGAAAUUUAUCCAACUACCUGCGGGCAAAAAGGGAAUUUUUCCUGCCAUACAGGGACCGUUCCCCUAAAACCCGGAGCCAGGUGAGGAGGAUGAUGGAGGCUGGGCAGGUAGAGCAGAGAAGUCGUCAACCUUCUUCCUCUGGAAGCACCCCGAAUCAGCUUUUUGGUAAAUCCAGCUCAAAGAGCUCCUCCACAGAGAAAAUGGAGGACCUCUGGAAGAAGCCUCUUACAAUAGAGGAUCUAAUAUGCUACAGUUACCAGGUGGCACGAGGGAUGGAGUUCUUAGCAUCUCGCAAGUGCAUCCAUCGAGACUUGGCAGCCCGGAACAUUCUGCUGUCAGAGAACAAUGUGGUGAAGAUUUGUGACUUUGGACUGGCUCGUGACAUCUACAAGGACCCAGAUUACGUCCGGAAAGGCAAUGCCAGACUGCCUCUUAAGUGGAUGGCUCCUGAGAGCAUCUUUGAUAAAGUCUACACCAGUCAGAGUGACGUGUGGUCUUUUGGCGUGCUGCUGUGGGAGAUAUUCUCAUUAGGUGCCUCGCCUUAUCCCGGCAUCCAGAUUGAUGAGGAUUUCUGUAAAAGGCUGAAGGAUGGCACCAGGAUGAGGGCUCCUGAGACGGCUUCGCCAGAAAUAUAUGGGAUCAUGUUGGCCUGCUGGCAGGGUGAGCCCAGAGAAAGGCCUACAUUUCCUGCCCUGGUAGGGAUACUGGGAGACCUUUUACAGGACAACAGCUUACCAGACAUCCCCUUCAGUGGCUCACAGAGCUCAGAGGAUGAUGGGUUUUCUCAGGCCUCCUCCAGACCUCCAUCAGAGGAAGAGUUGAGAUUGGCCUGUAACACAAUGCCAGCCAGAUACUAUAAUUGCGUGCCAUUCUCUGGGUGUGUGAUGGUGAACCCCUCUACAACAUGUCAUUCACGGGUAAAAACUUUUGAAGAGCUGCCGAUGGUGAUGACCUCUCAUAAGUCACAUCAUGACAGCCAGACAGACAGCGGAAUGGUGUUGGCGUCUGAAGAGCUGGAGAGGCUUGAGCACAAGCACAGAGGAGCUGUGUUGAAGACUAAGGCAGCAGGCAACAGCACAGAGCACCUGAUUGAUGGCUCAAGUGAGAACAGCACAAGCAUCAGCAUACACCGGCCGAUUUUCUUUAGCCAGCUCAGUGGCCAGACCUUCUACAACAAUGAGUAUGGCCAGCUUGCCGAAGAAGGCAUGAGCGAGUUCUUUUCGAUGCCGGAGCUGGCCAUGAGUGAGGCGUCUUGCCCUGCAACAUCCAACUUGUAACAUUAUCUGAAAGACAUCAUCGUAUCAAUCAUGGCUCAAACCUGCCUUACAAUCCGAACUCUACUGCACUUCCUUCACCUCUCAGUAUGUUCUCUUUGCUGCCACUGGGUGGCACCAUUACGCCAGUCACAAAUAGAAAAAUUAUAUUUUAACUCCUGAUGCAUUUAUCAUGUUAUGAAGUGUACGCUUCUUUUGUUUAUUUGUACAAAAUACAGCCCAGAAUGGGAAAAAAUAAAGCAAUUUAUCUUCUUUUAAA